Molecule: messenger RNA, 3695 nt
Organism: Nerophis lumbriciformis (worm pipefish)
Lineage: Eukaryota; Metazoa; Chordata; Actinopteri; Syngnathiformes; Syngnathidae
Gene: sema4ba
Product: sema domain, immunoglobulin domain (Ig), transmembrane domain (TM) and short cytoplasmic domain, (semaphorin) 4Ba
Biological process (GO): negative chemotaxis; positive regulation of cell migration; neural crest cell migration
Cellular component (GO): plasma membrane
Molecular function (GO): semaphorin receptor binding; chemorepellent activity
Source: RefSeq, a predicted model, not a curated record
AAACAAUGACUUGGUCCCACCUCUGGCUCGCUGCAGUCAGACACAUUUUAGAACUGUCUGCAAUUAGUCUAUUAACAAUAAAUACAUCGAUUAUCGAUUAUUGAUGUUUACUAAUCAAUUCUAUAAUCGUGCAUGUCCGAAUUGUGAUGCAAAUCGAUUAUUUACCCCACUUACUCAGUGGCCUAGUGGUUAGAGUGUCCGCCCUGAGGUCGGUAGGUUGUGAGUUCAAACCCCGGCCGAGUCAUACCAAAAACUAUAAUAAUGGGACCCGUUACCUCCCUGCUUGGCACUCAGCAUCAAGGGUUGGAAUUGGGGGUUAAAUCACCAAAAUGAUUCCCGGGCGCGGCCACCGCUGCUGCUCACUGCUCCCCUCACCUCCCAGAGGGUGAUCAAGGGGAUGGGUCGAAUGCAGAUGACAAAUCUCACCACACCUAGUGUGCACUUUAACUUUUUUAACUUAUAUUCCUGUACCUUCUUCCUGUUCCGGCCCCUCCCCUUUUUGCUCCUUUUGACCAAUCACGUGCGGCUUUAACAGACAAAAAAAAAAAAAAAAAAAAAAAAAGGGGGAAGAGGCCAAAAACAAAACAUGGCUCCUUCACUUCAAAGAGCCAGCACAUGUGUGCUCUUGGACGAGCUGAACCGUCGUUCCUUUCAAAGAGUUGUUUGUAAACGGCGGCUCGUUCACACUCCGUGGAAGAGAAGAGAAGAGACGCGAGGAGUGCGUGGACCUGCUCAGUCACAACUGUCAUUGAGCAAAUAAACACCGCCGCCUUCUGUGGAUUGUUCUCUUGGAGGGAAGCUGUUUGGAGACGGAAAAAGGGAGUUUGGGGUCCACGGCUGGCCAAGAAUAUCUCAAAGGGAGCCUACGUUGUUGUGUAUGCAUGGAAUCCGCCCGGAGAAAGCUGAGGUACAGGCCGUCCCUCCAAACCAGCAUCUCUUGCAAACACAAGGGUGUGCCCGAAACAGCAUAGGCCUUCCUUUCAAGGAGCCUGGAGCUCUGUGAGAGGAGCGAGAAGGAAGUGAGGAAGGGGAAAAUAAAAACACGGAUCCUUUUUGAUGAAUUCUACCAAAACCUGAAUGUCAAACAGAGGCUGCCGGUCCAGAGGAGACACGUGGACAAUGAGUAUGGCCUUUCUCCGCCUCCAAGUCUUGACUCUUCUACUUGUUAUUUCUCUCCAUUCGGCGGCUGCUGAGCAUGACGUCACUCCACGCCUCACCUUCUCUUACGAUGCGGAGGAGAGGACAUCCAGGCGUUUCUCAGUGGGCGGUGUCUUCAACUUCACAUCUCUCCUGCUCAGUAAAGAAGAUGACACGUUGUACGUCGGCGCUCGAGAGGUUCUGUUUGCGCUCAACCUCUCGGACAUCAGUGCGGCAAAACUGCAAAGAAACCUCACGUGGAAAACUCCAGAGAGGAAGCGAGGCGAGUGCAGUUUUAAAGGAAAAGACCUGCAAACCGACUGCUUCAACUACAUCAAGAUCUUACUGAGCGUGAACAGCACUCAUCUUUACGUGUGCGGAACGUACGCCUUCAGCCCCAUCUGUGCUUACGUCAACACUGCCAACUUCUCCCUCGUCAGGGCCGACACUGGCGAGAUUGUGACCGAGGACGGACGGAGCCGUUGCCCCUUCAACCCCGAGUACAAGUCCACCGCCAUCAUGGCUGAUGGAGAGCUGUACGCUGGCACAGUCAGCAAUUUCCAGGGGAACGAACCCAUCAUUUAUAAGAGUCUCAGCCAAGGAAUGGCUCUCAAAACAGAAAAUUCCCUUAACUGGCUUCAAGACCCGGCUUUUGUUGGCUCCGCCUACAUCCAGGAAAGCUUGCCCAAGGGCAACCCGGUGGGCGACGACGAUAAGAUUUACUUCUUCUUCAGCGAGGCGGGAAAGGAGUUUGAUUUCUUUGACAACACCAUUGUGUCGCGCAUUGCUCGCGUGUGCAAGGGAGACAUGGGAGGCGAAAGGGUCCUUCAGAAAAAGUGGACAACCUUUCUAAAGGCUCAACUUCUGUGCUCACUGCCUGAUGACGGAUUCCCGUUUAACAUCAUCCAGGACAUGUUUGUGCUGACACCCAGCCCAGGGGACUGGAAGAAGACUGUGUUCUAUGGAGUCUUCACCUCUCAGUGGUACAACGGUGCGUCAGGAAGCUCCGCCGUGUGUUCCUUUACCAUGGAGCAGGUAGAAAAGGCCUUCAGCGGCCGAUACCGCGAGGUCAACAGAGAAACCCAGCAGUGGUACGCUUACAACCAUCCCGUCCCCGAACCUCGACCUGGAGCGUGUAUCACAAACGGGGCCCGGAGCCAGGGCGUCCCGUCAUCGCUUCACAUGCCAGACAAGGUGUUGAAUUUUGUCAAAGAUCACUUCCUCAUGGACAGCGUGCUUCGCAGCCAGCCUCUGCUGCUCAAACGCCACGUUCGCUACACGCAGAUUGCGGUGCAUCAAGUGCGGGCAGAGCACAAGGCCUACCAUGUGCUUUUCAUCGGGACAGAUGACGGCAGACUCCACAAAGCCAUGAGUGUGAAGAACAAGAUGCACAUCAUCGAGGAGAUGGUGCUAUUCCGUGACUCCCGGCCCGUGCAGCACAUAGAGCUGGACGCCGAAGAGGGUCGGCUCUUUGUUUCCACUUUCUCUGAACUGGUGGAGGUCCCAGUAGCUAACUGCACUAAUUACCAGAGCUGCGGGGAGUGCAUCCUCUCCAGGGACCCUUACUGCGCCUGGAAUGGCAGGCAGUGCGUGGAUGUCAGACGGGCUCCACCAAGCAACGUGUUGCAGCAGGAUGUGGACAAUGCAGACGCAGCAGCCAUUUGCAACAGGACGGUGGCCAGCCCACGCUUUGCUAAAUCUGCACACGCGCGAACGUCCACAUGCCAGUUGAUCACUAUUCCCGCCAACACCUUCCAAGUGUUGCCUUGCCAGCUGCGUUCCAAUCUGGCGGAGAGGGCGUGGGUGUUCAGCGAGAGCUCGGGUCACUUUCAUUACCCGAGUCCGGACGGGGGUCUGGUGGUGGUGGCCCAGGCGGACCGACGAGAGACCUACGAGUGCUGGUCCGUGGAGGAAGGCUUCCGACAGCUGCUGGCCAACUACUGCGUGAGGGGCGAGGCCAAGCGCGAGAACAGCACCCAGACGGGCCGCACGCGGGCGCCGGCCGCGCCGCAGGAAGAGUUCGUCAUCCUGCCCGGCGAGGCUCGCUCCCCGCAGAUCAACGCCAAGACCUACUGGAACGAGCUCAUCGUGGUCUGCGCCCUCUUGGCCUUCUCCCUGCUGGUCUUCUCCCUGUUCGUGGUCUACCGGCACCGCGACCACAUGAAGUCCAUGCUCAAGGAGGGCGAGUGCCCCAACAUGCAGCAGAAGAAGCCCAGGACGGCGGCGAAGCCCGUGGAGAACUUGCCGCUCAACGGCAACGCGGCGGCCGCCACCGUGACGGACCACAAGGGCUACCAGACACUCCACGACAACUACAUCUGCGGCACGCCGUCGCACGAGUGCCCGUCGCCUGACAACAGCAAGAGCUUCUCCGAGGCGGAGAAGAGGCCUCAGGACUUGCAGGAUAGCCGAGUGGAGAUCUCGUCCACCAGCCCACGGCCUCGGGUCAGACUGGGAUCGGAGAUAAAAGACUCGGUGGUGUAAAGGCUGCUCGGGACUACUUUGAGUGAAUGAACUCAAGCGAGCGAGCGCCUGCUGAAGUACUCGAUGGAAAAAAG